AUGCCAAUUACACAAAAGGCAUUUACUUUUCAUUGUUUCGAUUCAACUGUUGAGGUUUUGUUUCCCAGUCCGAAGUUUGGCCGAGAGCUCAUUGAUUGGUAUUUGAAAUCUGGUCAACCUCAGUACCAAACAUGGAGUGCUCAAAAGAUUACCACUGUCAAAGUUUUGAAGCCGACUCCAGUAGGCAAGUUUGUUAAUGUCCAUUUCAAAGUAACACGAGGGACUGCAAACUCUGUCUCAUUGAUAUCACUUGCUGAUCUUCCCAAUCUUAAUGCACAUGAUUGGAUUUUGCUUGUCAACAUUCUACUCGAUCAUUCCAAGGAGUAUGAACCGAUCAUAGAACAUCUGAAAAGAAUGUUGGGAUCCUAUAUACACGAAAUUGCUACAAUGGAUCAGGAGGUUGCAAGAGUUAUGAACAGAAAGCUGACAGUCAAGCCGACCCAAAAGCCCUGUGAUGAGAAUAAGAUGAAGAUCGGGCAGAUUGACUCAACUCACUUGGUUGUUAUGUUUACAAAGGGUGAUGCUCACAGGACAACCAAAAAUAAUUCAUAUAAGAAAAGAGGUGAACAGAUGAAUUCGGGUUUGGUUAAGAACAGAGAGGUGAACAGAAACAGCAAGUUUGAAAAGCAUCAAGCCAAUAGGAAAAAAUUGAAUGUCAUUCUUUUAUUCUUUGCAGAUUAUCUUCAACUUCUCUUACUAUCAUGUACAAUUCUUACAAUGGAUGUUGUUAAUGCCAUUAUAAAACCAGUUGUUGAGACACUUAUGGUACCUGUGAAGAAACACUUAGGCUACCUCAUUUCCUGCAGACAAUAUAUCAGGCAUAUGGGUAUCAAAAUGAGCGAGUUGAAUGAUACACGACACAGUGUUGAAGAGUACAUGAACCGAAACAAAAAGAACCAUCUUGAGGUUCCAACCCAAGUCGAGGGUUGGUUGGAAGAUGUAGAAAAGAUCAAUGCAAAAGUGGAAGACAUUCCUAGUGAUGUUGGGACUUGUUUCAAUCUCAAGAUGAGGCACAAGAUCGGUCGAAAAGCCUUCAAGAUAAUUGAGGAGAUCGAAAGUGCCACUAGAAAACACUCUAACAUCAUCUGGACUAAUUAUCCCAUUCCCGUGGGAAAAGUUGAUUUAAUGAAGGCAUCCACUUCUAAACCAUCAAUGGGUCAUCAUGAAGACUUCCAAUCAAGAGAGAAAACAUUUAUAGAAGCACUAAAAGCACUUGAACCUAAUAAAAAUUCCCACAUGGUAGCCUUAUGGGGGAUGGGCGGAGUGGGGAAGACCACGAUGAUGCAAAGGCUGAAAAAGGUUGUGAAAGAAAAGAAAAUGUUUAACUUUGUUGUUGAGGUGGUUGUAGGGGAACAAACUGACCCAAUUGCUAUUCAGGAAGCUGUGUCAAAUUAUCUUGGGCUAGAGCUCAAAGAAAGCACGAAGCAAGCAAGAGCCGAUAAGCUUCGUAAAUGGUUCAUGGAUAAUUCAGAUGAAGGUAAGACUAAGUUUCUCAUAAUACUUGAUGAUGUAUGGCAGUUAGUUGACCUGAAUGAUAUUGGUUUAAGUUCUCUUCCAAAUCAAGGUGUCAACUUCAAGGUUUUAUUGACAACACGAAACAGAGAUGUGUGCACUAUGAUGGGAGUUGAACCAUAUUUAAUUUUCAAUAUAAAAGUCUUAAUGGAAGCAGAAUCACAAAGUUUCUUCCGCCAAUUUGUAGAAACUUCUGAUGAUGUUGAUCUUGAGCUCCAUAUGAUAGGAGAAAAUAUAGUAAGAAAGUGUUGUGGUCUACCCAUUGCCAUUAAAACUAUGGCAUGUGCUCUGAGAAGUAAAAGCAAAGAUACAUGGAAGGAUGCACUUUCUCGCUUAGAGCACCAUGACAUUGGCAAUGUUGCAUAUAAAGUUUUUGAAACGAGCUACGACAAUCUUGAAGAUGAAGAGACUAAAUCCAUAUUUUUGCUUUGUGGAUUGUUUCCCGAAGAUUUAGAUAUUCCUAUGGAGGAUUUGGUGAGAUAUGGAUGGGGCUUAAAAAUAUUUAAGAAAGUGUAUACCAUAGGAGAAGCAAGAAUCAGGCUCACCACAUGCAUUGAGCGGCUCAUCCAUACAAAUUUGUUGAUGGAGGUUGAUAGUGUUGGUUGCAUCAAGAUGCAUGAUCUCGUGCGUGCUUUUGUUAUGGAUAUGUUAUCGAAAGUAAAUAAUGUGCAUGCAUCGUUUGUCAACCAUGGUAAUAUCUUAGAGUUACCUGUGGAUGAAAUGCGUGACACUUGUAAAAGGCUUUCGAUAACGUGCCAGGGUAUAUCUGAGUUUCCGAGAGAUCUUAAGUUUCCAAAUGUCUCCAUUUUGAGACUUAUGGAUGGAGAUAAGUAUCUGAGGUUUCCUCAAGACUUUUAUGAAGAAAUGGAAAAGCUUGAGGUUAUAUCUUAUGAAAAAAUGAAAUACCCAUUCUUUCCCUCAUCACCUCAAUCCUCCACCAACCUUCGAGUGCUUCAUAUACAUAAAUGCUCAUUAAUGAUGUUUGAUUUCUCUUGUAUUGGAGAUAUGUUGAAUCUAGAAGUUCUCAGCUUUGCUAGUUCUAACAUAAAAUGGUUACCUUCUACAAUCGGAAAGUUGAAGAAGUUAAGGUUACUGGAUUUCACAAAUUGUAAUGGUCUUCAUAUAGAUAAUGGUGUCUUAAAAAGUUUGGUUAAACUUGAAGAGCUUUAUAUGGGAGUUGAUUGUGGAAGAGACAUUAGUUUCACUGAUGAAAUCUGCAAUGAAAUAGCAGAACGUUUAAAAAGACUUUACACAUUAGAACUUAUGUUCUUUGAAAAACUUAAAAUGAAGAAUAUGUCAUUUGAGAAGCUUCAAAGAUUCAAGAUCUCAAUGGGACGUUAUCUAGAUAAAGCUUUCGGUAAGCAUGUGUACUCAUUUGAAAACACGUUGCAGUUGGCCACCACCAAAGUUGAACUACUGGAAUCUAGACUUAAUGAGUUGUUUGAGAAAACAGAGGUGCUUUAUUUAAGUUUGGGAGAUAUGUAUGACCUUUUGGAUAUUGAGGUGAAGCCCUCACAUCCUAUCCACUCCUCUUCGUUCUAUAAUUUAAGAGUCUUGGUCGUUUCUGAGUGUCUAGAGUUGAUAUACCUUUUCACACUUGAUGUUGCAAAAACAUUGUCAAAGCUCGAGCAUAUUGAAGUUUACAAAUGCGAAAAUAUGGAAGAACUCAUAUAUACAGAUGGAAGUGGAGAUGAGAAGAUUAGAUUCCCCAAGCUGAAGUUUUUAUCUUUGCAUUGGCUACCACGUUUGUUGGGUUUGUGCAAUAAUGUCAACAUAAUUGAGCUACCACAACUCAUGGAGUUGAAACUUGACUUCAUUCCACGUUUCACAAGCAUAUAUUCCGAGAACAAGUUUGAAACAUCUAGUUUGUUGAAGAAAGAGGUGGUGAUUCCUAUAUUGGAAAAGCUGGAUAUUCAAUUUAUGGUUGAUUUGAAGGAGAUAUGGCCAUGUGAAUUUAGUACAAGAGAGGAAGUUAAGUUAAGAGAGAUUAAUGUGAGAUAUUGUAAAAAUCUGGUGAAUCUAUUUCCAUGCAAUCCUCUUCCAUUGUUACACCAUCUUGAAGAGCUUGUUGUCGAUAACUGUAGUUCCAUUGAAGUGUUAUUUAACAUCGACUUGGAUUGUGUUAGUGAAAUUUAUAGCAACUUGAAAAACAUUAAAGCAAAUGAAUUAGGGAAGCUAAGAGAGGUGUGGAGGAUAAAUGGUGCAAAUAACUCCCAUCUUCUUAUUCGUGGGUUUCAAGCUGUUGAAAGCAUAAAUAUUAGAGAAUGUAAGAUGUUUAGAAAUGUAUUCACACCUAUCACUACCAAUUUUGAUCUGGGGGCACUUAUGGAGAUUUCGAUAACUAGAGAAGAUUGGAGAAACAAUUACGAAUUGGAAGAAACUAGCCAAGAGCAAGUGCAGGAUGAAUGA
Lactuca sativa (garden lettuce) is the source of this 3921-nucleotide messenger RNA. The record is from RefSeq and is a predicted model, not a curated record. Lineage: Eukaryota; Viridiplantae; Streptophyta; Magnoliopsida; Asterales; Asteraceae.